Messenger RNA from Argentina anserina (silverweed cinquefoil), 669 nucleotides. RefSeq lists its product as uncharacterized. The coding region runs from base 1 to 669 and encodes 222 amino acids. NCBI's taxonomy places the organism in Eukaryota, Viridiplantae, Streptophyta, Magnoliopsida, Rosales, Rosaceae. The transcript has 2 exons. The record is from RefSeq and is a predicted model, not a curated record.
AUGGUUCCUAUGAUAGAAGGUCUUGUGAUGUCAUUUGGUUGCAAUGAUUGUAAUCGGGUGUACAAAUGGGUUGAGGAGUUAGGGGGAUUUGAUGCAACUGACGGUAUAUGGGUUACAAAGAGACAUACAACUGUGAGAUCAAAAACUUAUUCAGGUUCUCGGGACUACAGCACUGGGCUGAAAACAAAUUUGGUUGAUGAUAUUACCGAAAUGAAAAGGGAUAUGCUUGUCAUGCAAGAUGGGGUGGGGAGGUUGGAAUCAAUUGUCCGACAGAUGGGUCCAGAUGUUUUUUACAUGAGGAACGCUCUGAUGGAACUAGAAGGUUCAGUUUGGAAGAAGUUUGAUGAAGGUAUGAAUGAUUUUGUUGGUGAGGUGGGGGCAGAUGUGCGUGCUUACUUGGACGUCUAUGUCGCUCCAAAUUCGGCAAUCCGGGUGAAUGCAAGAACUAAUGAUGAAUGUGAUUAUCGUAUCGGGGAAGGCGACAUAAAAGAACAGCCUCAGACCACCGCAGGAUUGGCACAUCCACCGGACAAACCAACAGCCACCAAGAUGGCAGGGGUGCAUAGGAUGAAGUUUGGUAACGUUGCUGACUUAUCCCCAGAAGAUAAGGACUUGAUGGCAUACUUAGCCAGCCACAAGUGCAAUGGAGGUGACAUGCUAAGAAGGUAG